Adineta ricciae is the source of this 915-nucleotide messenger RNA. NCBI's taxonomy places the organism in Eukaryota, Metazoa, Rotifera, Eurotatoria, Adinetida, Adinetidae. The record is from the annotation of a GenBank genome assembly.
AUGAUUGAGAAUACUAAAUCAAAUGCUCCUGUAAUACUCAAUCGUCUUGUCAUAUUACUUCGAAUUACGAAUCAUGGAGAUACCAUUGUGUCAACUUAUGGAACCAAUUUUCAGUAUAUGGAUCCUUCGUAUGAAAAUCAGUCAUAUUCAAUAGCGCACACUGAAUCGGUAACUUAUGAUCAGAAUUGUUCAUGUGGUUUGAACUUCACUUGCUUAACUGAAGCUUCUUUUAACAAGACAAAUUCAACAGAAUCGAAAAUAAUCACAGGUCUAAAAAUGGGAUGUAUUCCGAGUGAAUCAUUUCUUGCAUCAACUUUAGAAUGUUUCUAUGAUUUAUCAUGUAUUAAUCUCAUACACGAGAUGACAAAUACCACAGACAUCGAUGUGCCUAUUCCUCUGAAUGUAACCAAUAGUAGAUUUCCAAAUAAUUCGACUGUGAACGAUCUUAUCAAUGAACUAUUUGUUGAAAGAUGGACAACAAUGAUGAAUUAUUCAUUAUAUUUUGAUCAAUGCGCACCGAAGAUCUGUUCGUAUUCAUAUACACAACAACUCAAUUCAAUCUAUACAGUAAAUUAUAUCCUCGGUCUCUUCGGUGGCUUAACAAUCGUUUUCAAAUGGAUUUGUCCAAAGAUAAUUUCUCUUCUAAAUAAACUCUUUCGGUCUCAAAAGAAACGUACAAAUCAAAUUCAAACGACAGUUUUCGUGAUCGAUGUUAAACCAAUGAAUUCAAUAAACAAUCACAAUGUUACUGUUGAUCUUCAAUCAUUACCAACAAUUUCAACACAUUCACGAAAUUCUUUUCCAACAACAUGUAGUUAUGUGAUCUAUUAUUCAAUAUUGUUUAUACUUGUGAUAUCACUCAUCCUCGUUCCACUUAUUUAUACGCGAUUACAAAGAAAAACCUCUCGUUCAUAA